Molecule: messenger RNA, 3117 nt
Organism: Phycodurus eques (leafy seadragon)
Lineage: Eukaryota; Metazoa; Chordata; Actinopteri; Syngnathiformes; Syngnathidae
Gene: zdhhc3a
Product: zinc finger DHHC-type palmitoyltransferase 3a
Exons: 7
Coding region: 261-1238 (325 amino acids)
Biological process (GO): protein targeting to membrane; peptidyl-L-cysteine S-palmitoylation
Cellular component (GO): Golgi apparatus; endoplasmic reticulum
Molecular function (GO): protein-cysteine S-palmitoyltransferase activity
Source: RefSeq, a predicted model, not a curated record
UCGAAACAAGGCAGCCAGUCAGGCUUGCAAGUGUUAGCAGCAAGCUAGGAAUGGCGCAAGAGAUAUUCACACUUCAGAUGAAAAGAAAACAUGAACUAAUGCAGUAUGACAGUAGGCAGAUGUUCCCGGGGGACCGUCGCUUGUAUAUUGAAGCCAACACAACUGAAGCAAAAUUGCGAAUUAAUAUAAUGUGGUGAACAGGACUGGAGCCGAAAGGGGCAGUGGGACCAGCAUCAGCAGGUUUCUAGCAUAGAUGAAGCAUGAAGAGCCCAGUGCACAGAUGCAGGGACGUGGAGCAUGGGCGUGGGCAAGCUUGGGCAGGAAACAGUUUCUUACAGCCAGAGCAACGCAUCCCUAUCUCCAAAGAUGCCAUCACUUCCUCGUCUGCCUCUGCCAUGUGGUUCAUCAAGGACGCCUGUGGCAUCAUUUGUGCCAUCAUCACGUGGCUGCUGGUUUUUUAUGCAGAAUUUGUGGUGUUGUUUGUAAUGCUGCUACCCUCCAAGAAUCUGACAUACAGCAUUGUCAAUGGGUCACUGUUCAAUGUUCUGGCCUUUCUUGCCCUCGCCUCACACCUCAGAGCCAUGUGCACUGACCCUGGGGCAGUGCCCAAAGGCAAUGCAACAAAGGAAUACAUCGAAAGCCUUCACCUGAAACCAGGACAGGUGGUCUACAAAUGUCCCAAGUGCUGUAGCAUCAAGCCUGACCGAGCACACCACUGCAGUGUUUGCAAACGCUGCAUACGGAAGAUGGACCACCAUUGCCCCUGGGUCAACAACUGUGUUGGGGAGAACAAUCAAAAGUACUUUGUGCUGUUCACAAUGUACAUUGCACUUGUCUCUCUCCAUGCUCUAUUCAUGGUGGUUUUCCAUUUUCUCUACUGCUUUGAAGACGAUUGGACAAAGUGCAGUUCCUUCUCUCCACCAGCAACAGUCAUCCUCCUCAUACUCCUGUGCUUUGAGGGACUCCUCUUCCUCAUCUUCACCUCUGUGAUGUUCGGUACCCAAGUCCACUCCAUCUGUACUGAUGAAACUGGAAUCGAACGCUUGAAGAGAGAGACGGGGAAGUGGGAGAAGGCGCCAUGCUGGGAAGCCAUGAAGAUGGCGUUUGGUGGUCCGUUCUCCCUGACCUGGUGCAGUCCCUUCUCUGGGAUGAGCUGCAAGAAGAGCCCCACAGAGCUUGCCACUGUUCCGCAGGGGGAGAUCAUCGAGGAGGACGUCAUAGAGAUCCCACUCAACUAGGACUGUCUAUAGACAGCCAUCUGCUGGGCUCCGUAUAUUUGUAUUUUAUACCUUUUAUCUAAUCUCUACAGUGCCGGGCUAUUAUUAUAGUAUUUGCCCCCUUCCUGUUUUUAGAUUUGGGAGGCAUAUGUGUCACACUUUGAUGUUUUGGAUUUGAUCUCACAAAGACAACCUAAGCAAAUACAAAUAUAUUUGGGUUGUCUUUGUGCGAUAUUAAAAUAGGGUUGAUGAUCUGAAACCAGGGAAGGCGAAAAUACUAUUUGUGUCAUUGCACAAGAAAAAUGCCUCUCCUUGAAUACCUGUCUCCAAGGGUGCUGUGAGGGAUUUUGGGGCCCAACAUUUCAAAAAAGAAAAUGUUUUCUAGGCCCUUAGACUUCUCUGUCUCAGUGCCAGAUUUGUUUUCCAAAACUGAAAACAACAAUGUGGACCACAUUUAAAAAUUACACCUUCAAAAUCAUUCCAAACAUAGUGUUUUGUAAAAAUGAGAAUGCACUCAUUGGCAAAGCUACCUUGGAUCACCUACUUUGUGCCUGGGAUCUACUCUGAAAUUACUGGUGGGCAAGCUAGCCAGAGCACAUCUCAUGUUACGUUAGGCCUAGACUUGACUAUAACAUUUGUGGUCAAAGUUCGAUUCCAUUCAGUGUACAGUGUUGCAGUACUUAUACAGCCAUGGCAAAAGGUAUUGGCAGUACGGUGAAUGCAAAAUAUCUGAUAGUAAUUCAUGCCUCCAAAAAUAUUUAGAAUUGCCUUUAGGUGCCACAAGAGUGUGGAAUAAUCACUACUUUUGUCUAAAUUAAGCUCCUCAAACCACUUCAACAUACAGUAAUUUCUUGGCACUGAGAUGGUGGCACAGCAAUACUUUUAUAGCUUUGUUGCAAAUAAAGGAUACAUUUUUAAAACGGCUGCAAAAGAUGUGGGGGUUUACCUUAAACUCAAAUGUUGUAUUCUACUAACUUGCUGCUUCAGUUUUCAUGUUUGUGAAUUCCAUUGAUUCUAUAUUGUUAUAAUGAGCACUUAUGGCCACAUAUACAUAAAAACUAUUUUUGGGUUCUUCGCAUUUCUUGGAUGGGCAAUAAAAAAUAAAAAUUGCAAAAUGAUUCCACUUACACAAAGCUGCAAAAACACCGAAGAUACUGUCAUCAAUGUACACUUACUGGACAAGCGUUAUCAAGCAAAUUGUCUUAUGUGGGACGAUUGCGCCAUCACCAGUUCAAUUGUAUUUUUGGAAUCUUUUUUUUUUUUUUUAAUUCACAAGAAUGUCAUGUAAACAAGGGGUCAACACUAAUUUUAAUAGCGCUUUUCAGCAUGUAGAAACUGUAAAAUGUUGCAGGAGCAAAGUUGGUCACAAAUUUGGAGUCACUCCAAACAUACACUGCGAUUGGCCGGCGACCAGUUCAGGGGGUACACCCAACUCUCGCCCGAAGAUAGCUGGGAUAGGCAACCCGCGUGAGGAGAAGCGGUGCAGAAAAUGGAUGGAUUGAUCCAAACUGUGGAGACCUUUAUAGUACCUACUUUGCAAACAAGAUAGAUUACUGUACUGCCUUUUCCGAGGAAAAUUAUUUUUUUUUAAAUUUCCUGAAUGGAAUUGAACGGAGGGAGUUAUUGUGGGCUUUUUUUUUUUUUUGUCCACUACUACCCAUUGGCUUUAUCGAAGUGGCAUGAGUGACGAAAGCAGCCUCAGAUGAACACCAACAGUAGCACAAACACAUUGUAUCCGCAUUUGUCUUUACCACUGUGCCUUAUCUUUCCUGACGUGCACGAAACAUUUUGUCACCUUUAACCUUAGUUGUGUCUCUUGUUUGUCUCUCGUGUGCUCCUGUUGUGUGUUGAGGUGGCAGCAUGAGGGCUUUGAACUCAUUAAAACGGGUGCUGGAAAUCA